Molecule: messenger RNA, 1416 nt
Organism: Aegilops tauschii subsp. strangulata
Lineage: Eukaryota; Viridiplantae; Streptophyta; Magnoliopsida; Poales; Poaceae
Product: ABC transporter I family member 6, chloroplastic
Molecular function (GO): ATP hydrolysis activity; ATP binding
Source: RefSeq, a predicted model, not a curated record
CAAUACGACGCCGCUGGCCCACUACUGACCCCGUCGUCAUCCGAAGCCGCCGCGAACGAAGCAUCUUGAGGCGCGCACCUGCUGCCUCGUCCCUGACCUUCCCAUGGCGCCGCCGUUCGCCGUCGCCGCAGUUUCCUCCUCAUCCCCUCUCUUCUCCUCCUCCUCAUCCCGCCCCAUCCUCCGCGGCCACCCGCCGCUGGGUUAUAUCUCCGUGCGGCCACGGCACCGCUCGGCUGUGGCCUCCGCCGCGGCGACCGAGUCCGCUGGAAAGCUCCUUCUCGAGGUACACGGGCUUACCGCCUCCGUCAAGGAGACUGGGCAGCAGAUCCUAAAAGGCGUCGACCUCACCAUCCGCGAGGGCGAGGUUCAUGCGAUCAUGGGGAAGAACGGCUCCGGCAAGAGCACCCUCACAAAGGUUCUUGUUGGCCAUCCACACUACGAGGUAACUGGUGGUACCAUUCUCUUCAAGGGUGAGAACUUAAUUGACAUGGAGCCAGAGGAAAGAUCUCUUGCAGGCCUCUUUAUGAGCUUCCAAGCGCCUAUUGAAAUUCCUGGAGUGAGCAAUUAUGAUUUUCUGCUCAUGGCAAUAAAUGCUCGCAGAGAGAAGGACGGUCUCCCAGCUUUGGGACCUCUUGAGUUCUAUUCUGUUGUAUCACAAAAAGUCGAGGCCUUAAAGAUGGAGCCAAAGAUCCUUGAUCGUAAUGUAAACGAAGGAUUUAGUGGUGGAGAAAGAAAGCGCAAUGAGAUACUGCAACUUUCUGUCCUUGGGGCUGAUUUAGCCCUCCUCGAUGAAAUCGAUUCUGGAUUAGAUGUUGAUGCACUUGAAGAUGUAGCUCAUGCAGUGAAUGGGCUCUUGACUCCCCAAAACUCCGUUCUGAUGAUUACACAUUACCAACGUCUUUUGGAUCUUAUUAAGCCAAGCUAUGUUCACAUCAUGGAAAGUGGCAAGAUAGUGAAGACAGGUGACAGCUCUCUAGCCAGCCACAUCAACGAGGGUGGCUACAAAUCAAUCGCUUCUUUUGUAUAGCAUGAAUAAGGUCAAAUGCUUGAAUUCCCAGCCACUAGUCUAUUUGUCUGAACAAACUGGUGACUAGUUGGGUUCUAUAUAUUCUUAUGCCCGGUGAAACUGGCAUGGAGCCUGGAAGUAAAACAUGCUAACUUAUGUGAAAUUGUAGAGCUAGUGCCCAUUUGGCCAGGCAUAUCCUUGUGGAGGUGGAGCACUGGAGUUGUGAAUUGCCCUCGGCCAUAUUUCUCUUUCUCGUCCUGUAAGAUUUGUUGGAUCCCAAUAUUAAUACAUUUAUACAUGUAGUUAUAUGCGGGGCAGCAUCUUGCAUGCGCAUACGACCGACAAAGUUGUAUCCGAAUUUUCUCUACAAUUGGAGACAGUUUUGAAUAUCACUUAAUGCUUCUCUGGUA